Messenger RNA from Leptosia nina, 1365 nucleotides. The record is from the annotation of a GenBank genome assembly. NCBI's taxonomy places the organism in Eukaryota, Metazoa, Arthropoda, Insecta, Lepidoptera, Pieridae.
AUGAUGCUGCGAGGAAAUAUUUUGCAUUUAAUGCACUGUGUAUUUUUUCUAUCUUUUAUUUUUUUCUUCCUGGUUUUUGCGGGUGCUAUAAACUUGAAAGAAGAUGAAAAAGCUUAUAUUGAUCCGGUGGAUACCUACGGAUUAGUUGGUGCAAUCAUUUUAUAUGUUCUUAGACUCCUUACGCUACUUACAAUACCACAAGUUUUAUGUAAUUUUGCUGGACUUACUCUGUUCAAUGCUUUUCCGGGUAAAAUCAAAUUAAAAGGAUCGCCAUUGUUAGCACCAUUUAUAUGCAUAAGAGUAGUUACCCGAGGAGAUUUUCCAAAAUUAGUGACAAAUAAUGUCUCCAGAAAUAUGAACACUUGUUUAGAUGUUGGUUUAGAAAACUUCAUUAUAGAAGUGGUGACUGAUAAAGCAAUAAAUUUACCUACCCACAGACGGAUUAGAGAAGUAGUUAUACCUGCAGAAUAUAAGACAAAAACAGGAGCUUUGUUUAAGUCAAGAGCUUUACAAUAUUGCUUAGAGGAUAAUGUAAAUAUUUUAGGCGAUUCAGAUUGGAUUGUUCAUUUAGAUGAAGAAACAUUGCUGACUGAAAAUUCUGUAAGAGGGAUAUUAAACUUUGUUUUCGAUGGACAGCAUCCUUUUGGCCAAGGACUUAUUACUUAUGCAAAUGAAGAAGUUGUAAAUUGGCUCACCACAUUAGCCGAUAGUUUUAGAGUGGCAGAUGACAUGGGAAAACUUAGAUUUCAAUUUUACAUGUUUCAUAAACCACUAUUCAGUUGGAAAGGGUCAUAUGUAGUCACAAAGGUGAGCGCUGAAAGAUCAGUUUCAUUUGAUAAUGGAUUAGAUGGUUCUGUUGCUGAAGAUUGUUAUUUUGCAAUGAAGGCAUAUAAAGAAGGGUACACUUUCAAUUUUGUUGAAGGAGAAAUGUGGGAGAAAUCACCAUUUACCUUGUGGGACUUCAUGCAGCAGAGAAAAAGGUAUGGUCCUUUGAAAUUCAUAAUGUGUAUUGCUGGGGCAUUAGCAACAAUUCCUUUAAAUGUUGUCAUAGAAAAUAUUGCUGUGAUUUGGGGUAUUUUAGUUAAGAUUCUCCAUAAUCAUCUUCAUCCUUCAUCAAUCUCUCGUCUAGAUAUUUAUAUUUUGCAAUAUGUAUUCAAAUACUUAGAGUUCAUUAGGAGAUUGCAUGAUCAAGGCGAUGGGGAACAGUCUACGGUAUCGUUCUUGCAAGACUUGGUCGGGUCAUCCGUCUUGUUCAAAGUUUUCGGAAUGAGUGCAGUUCCGGAUGUGCUCGUGGAAGCCUGCAAUGGUGUCGAUGUAGACGAUGAUGACAAUGACGAUGAGGGGUAUGUUACAGCGGCGAUAUGA